Paramecium tetraurelia is the source of this 855-nucleotide messenger RNA. RefSeq lists its product as uncharacterized. Gene Ontology annotation, biological process: endosome transport via multivesicular body sorting pathway; late endosome to vacuole transport; protein transport. NCBI's taxonomy places the organism in Eukaryota, Ciliophora, Oligohymenophorea, Peniculida, Parameciidae. The record is from RefSeq and is a predicted model, not a curated record. Gene Ontology annotation, cellular component: ESCRT III complex; multivesicular body. The transcript is spliced from 5 exons.
AUGUGUAAGGAGAAUUUAAAUUAAAUAAUUAUAUAUAAUAUUAUAGAGCCUUCAAUCAGUGAAAUAGAAUAAAUUAUUGUACACGAAUUAAAAAAUACUCCUUAUAAAUAAAUUAUCUUCAUAUUUUUUAAUUGGUAAUUGACUCAUCUUGUUAUAUAUUCUACAAACACUUAUAGAAUAUAUUAAUUUUUAAGGCUUUAUGCAUUCAUAACAAAAUAUUUAUUAAAUAAAAUGGGCAACGAAUAACCUAAACCCCAAGAACCUAAACCUACAAUUGAUGAUGCAAUUUUGGAUAUGAGGAUGGCUUCUAAACGAUUCGCCAACGAGUCAAAGAAAUGCGAGAAGGAAAAGGAGAAAUUAAUGAACCAGGCAAAAGUAGCUUUGAAGAAAAACAACGAGGAAGGUGCUAAGCUGUUCUUGACUUCAGCCAUGAAUAAACAAAAGGAAGCUGAGAAUUUGCAGAAGAUGGCUCACAAAAUGGAUUAUAUGCAAGGUGUCAUUAAAUCAAAUACUAACAGUACAAAAUUGGUGGAUGCUCUUGCGAAGAUCAGUCCAAUCAUGAACUAACAAAUUUAAAAUAUGCCAUUGGAGAUGGUUUAUCAAAACAUAAAUUAAUUUGAAAAGGCUAUGGACGAAAUAUAGGUGCAAGGAAAUAUCAUGACAGGAAUGAUGAAUCAAAAUAACAGUAUUGGAUAGGAUUUGGCUAUUGAUUAAAUGAUGGGUCAAUUGAAACAAGAAAUACACAGUGAGGUGUCUAAUGAUUUAAAUGCAAAUCCUAAUGUUCUUUUUAAGGAGUUGAACCAAUAGAAUCCACAAUAAAAUGUACAAGCGAUUAGUAAUAACUAAAUUAAAUGA